Hemiscyllium ocellatum (epaulette shark) is the source of this 1755-nucleotide messenger RNA. RefSeq names its product apelin receptor-like. Bases 152 to 1219 code for a protein of 355 amino acids. The transcript has a single exon. Gene Ontology annotation, biological process: immune response; G protein-coupled receptor signaling pathway. Gene Ontology annotation, molecular function: G protein-coupled receptor activity. The record is from RefSeq and is a predicted model, not a curated record. NCBI's taxonomy places the organism in Eukaryota, Metazoa, Chordata, Chondrichthyes, Orectolobiformes, Hemiscylliidae. Gene Ontology annotation, cellular component: membrane.
UACUGCCUGCCAAUCAACCCCCACAGUGGGUGAGGAACGGAACCUGCUCUGGGUUUAUUGUAAAUGCUGCAAAAGGGAAGCUGCAGAUUGUGAGCACAGUUGUACAGCAGGCUGGUUAGAGCUGGCUGGUUUGUCUCGGGGCACAAGAGCGAUGACCACCUCACCAGAACCCACCGCUGAGUACGACUACCAGACCUACCCAGGUCUGUUCUGUGACCUUCAGGAUGUGACCUAUGCAAAGACAUUCAUCAUUUUAACCUACUGCCUAGUUUUCAUCUUUGGCACCUUUGGGAACAUUGUCGUGAUUGUUAUUAUGAGAUCAAAGAAAAAGUCGAACCGUUUGGCUGAUGUAUUUAUUACCCACUUGGCAGUUGCAGACCUGGUUUUCCUUCUAACAUUACCUUUCUGGGUAGCUUCCACAGCCCUGGACUAUCACUGGCCCUUUGGACAGAGCCUCUGCAAGAUCUGUAGCUAUAUUCUGGUUGUCAACAUGUACUCCAGCAUAUUCUUCUUGACUUGCAUGGGCAUUGACAGGUAUUUGGCCAUUGUGCUUGCCCUGAACUACAGCUAUCUGAGGAACAGGAGGUAUGCUAUUGUUACCAGCUUGGUGAUCUGGCUUCUCUCAAUGAUCCUGGGACUGCCCACUCUCUCAUUCAGACACUUGCUGGAAUAUGAUGACAAGUGGAUCUGCUCUGAGGAAAACACCCUCUCCAAGAAUGUCUUCACCCUUGUGAUUAGGUUCAUAUCUUUUGUCUUGCCCCUGGCUAUCAUCACCGUGUGUUACUGUUCGGUGGGUUUCAAACUCUACAGGCACUUCGACAGAAGGACCAAGGAGCAAAGGAAGAAAAGGAAGUCAAUCAAGAUUGGCUUCUGGAUCAUCACCAUGUUCGUCUUGUCCUGGCUUCCUUACAAUGUCUUAAAGACCCUGGAUGUGUUUGUCCAGAUAUUGACUAUAAAUGUUUCGUGUGACACCCAUGAAGCCAUGAGUAAAGGUCUCAAGGUCUCCACCUGCCUGGCCUUCUUCAAUAGCUGCGUCAACCCAAUUGUCUACUUGGUCUUCGAUUGUUAUUUCAGGGAGAGCUUCGUGCAACUGCUGCCCUUUCAGUCAGCCAGGAAACCAAGGAGUCAUUCAUCCACAUCACUGGCUGAUUCAACCAAAUCCCAGAGGCAUAACAUCUCGUUGAAAGAACCAUUCAACUUGUCAAAGAUCAGUUCAUAAUCCAAAUCAGGUGGAGGGCUGGUGAUAAUCCAGACAAACUUGUAUAAAGUGUGGUGCUGGAAAAGCACAUUCCUGAUGAAGGGCUUACGUCUGAAAUGUCGAUUCUCCUGCUCCUCGGAUGCUGUGUGAUCUGCUGUGCUUUCCCAGCAUCACACUCUCGACUCUGGUCUCCAGCAUCUGCAAUCUUCACUUUCUCCAACUUGUAGAAAGUUCCAGCUGUGUUCUGCAAUGCUGCGUCCGUAACUGCUAAAUGUGAACCUUCCUUCACUCCUUCACGCUCCUCAACGCUGUCAGAACUUUCUGCACAGUUCAGAAAUUUAACUCAACAUCAAAAACACAAAACCCGAGAAGGUUUGUAAAAACGAAAUUGUUAAGAAUUACUCUCAUGAGAUGUGGGCGGUGCUGGGGAGAUUUGCUUCCAAUUUCUACUUGCCCUUGAGAAAGACUAGACGAGUUACUUUGCUACAAUAGAUGGUAAAGUCUCACUGAAAUAAGGUGUAAAAUAUUUGCUUUUUCAGAUGUAACAUUUUCUGAUG